GCUAGGACCAAACCUUAAUGGUUCGCGGAGCAGGCACGCGUCGCUCACCAACAUCCCCGCCGCCGCAUCACCACAGCUGCCAUUGAGCUCGACGCGCCUUUUCUUUCCACUUCGCCACUUUCCUGCCAAACUAAUCCACAUAGAGCGCGCAACCAUCAUGAGCGCGGCAGUUGUGGCGUCUGAGGCCGGCGAUGCCACCUCGUCAAGCUCGCGACGUAAAUCUGGACGCGUAACGAAGAAGCCCGAAAAGUUUACACCAGGCACAAGUCCAAUAGGGACCUCCAAAAGGAAGCGCGGCGACGAUGAUGACAGCGGCGUUGACGCGGACGAGCCAAUAUCAGAAGACGAGGAUGAAAGCACAGAAGGCGAACCAGAUGAGGAGGAACUGAGAGAGCGACGGCGCAAGAAUAAGAGCAAAGCGCCUGCAAAACGGCCUGCGCCGAAGAAGCCCAAGACGAAUGGGAAGAGUGUGACACUGGCGAUGCGCCCCGCGACAAGCGCGUCGAAGAAGUCCAGCAGACCGCGCAAAGCACUUGUUCGCAAGAGCAUCCUCGCUGAAGACGAGGCGGAAGGGCUCUAUGCCGACGUGUUUGCCAGUGGCGACCGCCUUGAGGAUGUCGCGGCGCGUUGGGUCGCGCGAUUCAACGAGCACGAGGCGAAAGCUGUCGCUGAGAUCGUCAACUUCGUACUGCGCGCCGCCGGCUGCAGCCUUCGCAUCGACGAAGAUGACAUUGCCGAUCCAGACAACGCGCCGAGUCGCGUGGCGGAGCUGCAAGAGGAGUACCAGGCGCAGGACGUGACAGAGUACCCGCUUAUCGCCAAGGCGAAGGACGGUGGCGGCCAGGCUUUCAGGCACGCUUUGCACCGCUUCUUCCUCACUCUCGUCCAGAGCAUCGCGCAGUCAGGGCUCAUGUACGAGAACCAGGAGUUGCUCGAAAACAUCGCCGUCUGGAUUGGCGCAAUGUCCUCGAGUGCCAACCGACCGUUCCGCCACACAGCUACAGUCGCGGCGUUAGCGAUCACGACAGCACUUGCCUCGGUAGCGGCAGAUAUCGUCGAAAACACAGCGAAGAAGAUGCGACAGAGCGAAUCUGAAGUGAAGAAGUCGCGAGUCAACAAAGCUCGCGUUUCUGCGGCAAAUCAAGAGGUCGAGGACUACAACGCAAAACUGGAGUCUGUGGAUGGCGCACUCAACGACUGGUUCAGUCUGGUGUAUGUCCACCGAUACCGUGAUGUGGACCAUCACAUUCGAGUGGACUGCGUUGGAGCACUGGCAGACUGGAUCAUCACAUACCCGGACAAGUUCUUCGAUGGCAGCCAUCUGCGCUAUCUCGGCUGGGUGCUUUCAGAUCCCAACUCACCCACGAGAGUCGAAGUGCUGCAUCAGCUUGCGCGACUAUUCAAGGACAAAGACAAGCUUGCUGGGUUGAAGACGUUUACAGAACGCUUCCGGCCUCGAAUUGUCGAGAUUGCGACUCGAGAUGCAGAGAACAACGUGCGUGCCGCAGCAGUCGAUCUCCUAGACAUCCUUCGCGAAGCUGGCUUCCUCGAGCCAGAUGACAUUGACUCGGUUGGCAAGCUCAUCUUCGACGCUGAUGCCAAGGUGCGCAAGUCAGUUGUUGGCUUCUUUGCCGAGAACGUCAACGCUGCGUACGAAGCUAUUGUCGAUGAUAUGGGCGGCCAAGAAGCUCUCGAUGAGGCAUUGGGAUCGCCAGACGAUGAAGAUGAAGAGUACCAGAAUCCGCGGUUGGAAUGGCUGAAGCUUAAGUGUCUCGUUGACCAGCUUCUUUCGUACGACGAGGACGAAAACGAGUUACCAACCCAGAUCGAGCGAAUCUCACAUACAAGCGCAGAGCUGGGGCUAGUCGCGGCCGGUGUUGAGUCGCGAUACUCGUUAGCUGCUCAGGCGCUGUACGAGGCGAUCCCUGAAAUCAGAUCUUGGGAAGUGUUGGCAGGUUACUUGCUCUAUGACCACACCCAGACUGCGCAGCAUGGCGGCGACGAUGCGGAGGCUAUGCUGCGACAGAACUGUCAGCUCGAAGAGAAGCACGAGACUGCACUACUCGACAUCCUGAAUGCAGUCGUUCGUCUUCGAUUGCAGCGCCUGGCUGAAGCACAGACAGACAGGAAGAAGACGAAAGCCCAACGCGAGAGUGACCAGGGAGAGCAAGCAGAAAUGGCGAGGAAACUCACAUUGCUCAUUCCUGACCUGCUGAAGAAGUUUGGUGCGCUGCCUGAGGCUGCGGCACUGUGCCUUCGUCUCGAGCGCGAAUUGAGUCUGGAUGUCUUUGAAGAGCUGCGACAAAACACGGCGUUGACCGCGCUGCUCGACGAUAUCAACAAGCAGUUCCUGACACAUCACAACGAGCGCGUCCUGAUCGAAGCUGUCGGAUCAAUGUUGCAUGCGCAGGAGAAUGAGGAGCUCAAGGAGAUGAUUCAUCUCAAGAUCCAAGCUCUCUGGGACGACCUUAUCAACACAUUUGACGCGUUACGGCGUGGAAAAGACUUCUCAGCAUGUGGCAACCUCGACCAGAACAUCCUUGUUGGCGUCUCGAACAUCGUACUGAAGAUUGCUCAACUCAGCAAAGUUUCAGACGCGGCGAUACUCGACCAGAUCGUUGCGCCAGCAAAUUCGAGAAGCAAGUCAAAGAAGGCUGCACUAGAUUCGCCACCUAUCGUGUCUGUACUACAGAUCCUGGAUCGUGGCUUGCCAUCCAACGAUCUAGACGCAGAAACGAACGAAGCAGAGGACUCCCUCGUUCGUCACGCUAUGUCGGUGUUGCUCACAUACUUUGUCUGGAAAUGCAAAGAAUGCAUGGACCACAUCGAAGCGGGGACUACCAUGCCUGACGACGACCUCACAACUCUAGUCGAGAGACGAGACGCGUGCAUAACAUCGCUCAUGACUAUCCUCGAAAAGCGCAAGGGUGCCGACAACGUGCGUCUCGAAGCCGCCAACCUCCUCCUCGACAUCUACAACAUGUUCCGCUCGCUAAAAGUCAAGAAGGCGAAACUCAGCCGUACGCGCAAGAAGCCCCAAGGCCGUGCUUCAAGAGCGAAUGAGGAUGAUGCAAGCGACGACUGGGAAGCCUUGGCGCAAGACAUCGACACCCAAACAGUAAAGAUCCUGAUGCAGAUCCUUACUGCAACAGAGAACAACCUCGCCAAACUGGCGAACAAGCGCCUCGAAGAACCCGACGUGGACGAUGACCCUAUCGACCCUGAUGACGAGCCAGAGUCCGAUGAUGAAGACUCAGAGGAUAUACGCACACAAGAAGACAAGCAAGUCCGCUUGCUCAUCGCCGAAGAGCAUCUUUGCCAAUACGGCGGACGCAUCGUGCACGCCUACCUCGUCGGCAGCUUAGGCGCUGAGGGCGGCGAAGUGGUGAAGAAGCGGUUGGAGAGGAACAAAGCGAAGCUGACGUCGACAUGGAAAGAGGUAGUGAGCCAUCUCGAUGCACAGAGGUUCGUCAAGAAGCCAAAGAAGGCGCCUGCCAAACCUGCUGCGAAGGCAGGGAAGAGCAAAGAGAUCGUCAUUGAGAGCGAUGAGGAAGAUGAGGUUGAGGUACCGGGUGAUGAGAUUGAAGACGAGGAGAUGGCGGAUGCUGAGCAGGAGGAGCAAGUGAACGGCGCUGAGGCUGAGGAGAAUGGGGCGGAGAGAGAAGCCGAUGAGGAGAGCAUUCUGGGCGAUUAGAGGGGUGGCACACGUGGGAGCAUCAUGCUCGAUCUGUUGUAUUACCCUUUUAGCGUUUCGUAUAGCUUCACAAGGGUACAUGGCAGGCUGAGCGUUCACGCUGGCGCUGAGGCGUUUUGUCAAGCAAGCGCUGUAGAUGUUUGUUUUCGUGUAUGAUCAAAUUCGAG
Macroventuria anomochaeta is the source of this 3861-nucleotide messenger RNA. RefSeq names its product STAG-domain-containing protein. NCBI's taxonomy places the organism in Eukaryota, Fungi, Ascomycota, Dothideomycetes, Pleosporales, Didymellaceae. The coding region runs from base 158 to 3694 and encodes 1178 amino acids. Gene Ontology annotation, molecular function: chromatin binding. Gene Ontology annotation, cellular component: nucleus; cohesin complex; chromatin. The transcript is spliced from 2 exons. The record is from RefSeq and is a predicted model, not a curated record. Gene Ontology annotation, biological process: sister chromatid cohesion.